Molecule: messenger RNA, 573 nt
Organism: Sungouiella intermedia
Lineage: Eukaryota; Fungi; Ascomycota; Pichiomycetes; Serinales; Metschnikowiaceae
Source: the annotation of a GenBank genome assembly
AUGGGUGACUCACAGGAAAGUGUGUAUCUCCAAUUUCAACAGUAUGAUUGGGACUCUUUCCAGGAGUUUCAAGAAGGACUAUCCGAAAUUUUGAAUGGCCAUUUGAGUCUGCUCCAAGAGAAUGAUCCGUCCGUCAAGCUGAUUCCUCCACCACAAAAACAGCAACUUAUUGACCAGGCAAAGCUGUUCUUUUUUUGCUCAAAGACGGGUAAUAUUUUGAAUUUAGAUGACUACUAUGCGUGGAAAAGAAACAAUGGAGGAAAAAUCACCUACGUUGACGAUUCAGUAGAGGUAGAUAGUGCUACAAUUGAGAAUGGAAAUGAGAAAGCCAGUGCCAACUCACAGUCCACUGAACAGAGCCAAGAUGCUCCUUAUUCGUCUAAUUAUCAGCAAUUGGUGGAUCUUAUAGUCUCAGGAAAGCCAGUGCCAGGAAUCAAGCAGAUUCCCGAUACUGUUUUGAGUGACCAGGGAUCAAAGCUGGAAGCAAAGUCCAGACUUAAGCCUUGGGAACAAAAGACAGAAUCCGAAGAGAAUGAUGCUGAAACUUCAGAUAUACAGGAAAUGACUGCUUGA